AUGACAACGUUCUCGACCGACCCAGCUCUCUACAUCUUCACCUCCCUCACCGCCGGCUCGUCCCACAUCGUGACGGCCACUUCGCGGCUGGAAACCAUCCUCAGAGCCAACCGGGUACCCUUCAAGGCUGUUGAUAUUGCCACAGACCAAAAGGCACGCAUGCUCUGGGGCCGAAGGGCCGGUAAAGACGAGGGCGGCCGCCUCAGGAAGCUCCCUGGUUUGGUGCAGGAAGGUGUGGUCUUGGGGGAUCUCGUCGAGAUUGAGGAAUGGAACGAAUACCGUGAAUUGAAGCAACACGUCAAGAUAUACUACGACGAGCACACCAUCCCGAGCAUUCAUGAUAUACCCCCCGAACCGCCAAAACUGCAUAAGCCGGCAGACAAAUCCGCGGCUGCCAAGAGCGCCGCCACUGCCCCUCCUGCUCCCCCAUUGCCAGUAGCGAAAUCAACCGCCGCUCCGACGAGCAAAGCAAGUGACAAGACACCGGAAACUGGAGACCCAACUGUACUACCUCUCCGAUCUGUCGCCGACGAGGCUGCCCAAAAGGCCAAGGAUUUGCGCCUCAAGGCGCUCCGCGACAAAGUCGAUGGCAAAGGCACCAAGACAGAAAGCGAAUCGAGCUCGUCAAACAAGACCACGCUUCCCGGUCAAGGGAAUGAUGAGGAAAAAUCAAAGGCCAACAAAGACGACCCUCGGCCCGGGAUGCAAUCCCCCACAAGCGCUGCCUGGAAGAAGCAGUCCGAGCAAGGUGUAACCCGCGAAAUGGAGCAAAGCCCAUCCAGUGGCAAGUGGCGAUCGGGAUCUGAAGGAGAGACAGUAACUCCCAAAAGUUCCGUAACUCAGCCAGCAAUCAAGAAGGAAACUGUGGAAGUGGAAGUGGAGCAAAGGAUGCAGAAGGAGAAAGGGUCAGACAAGCUCGAGGAGAAAAACCAAAGGAGGAUUGGGAAAGUGAAGGACGACGAGGAGGACGAUGGCGAUGGCGAAGAAGCCGACGAAUCGGAUGAAAGUGAGGACGAUGAAGACGAUGAAGACGAUGAAGAGGAAGAUGAUGAAGAGGAGGACCAUGAAGCUGAUGAAGCUGCCAAGGUGAGCAAGAAUAAGUGCACCGUGGAACAACAAACCAAAGAGGUGGCACUAGGUACAGAUGGGCAGAAACUCAACAAGUCAUCAGCAAAGUAA
This is a messenger RNA of Ustilaginoidea virens, 1179 nucleotides long. RefSeq lists its product as uncharacterized. Bases 1 to 1179 code for a protein of 392 amino acids. The record is from RefSeq and is a predicted model, not a curated record. The transcript has 2 exons. Lineage: Eukaryota; Fungi; Ascomycota; Sordariomycetes; Hypocreales; Clavicipitaceae. Gene Ontology annotation, cellular component: cytoplasm.